Molecule: messenger RNA, 966 nt
Organism: Nannospalax galili (Upper Galilee mountains blind mole rat)
Lineage: Eukaryota; Metazoa; Chordata; Mammalia; Rodentia; Spalacidae
Product: olfactory receptor 10T2-like
Exons: 1
Coding region: 1-966 (321 amino acids)
Biological process (GO): G protein-coupled receptor signaling pathway
Cellular component (GO): membrane
Molecular function (GO): olfactory receptor activity; G protein-coupled receptor activity
Source: RefSeq, a predicted model, not a curated record
AUGGUCAACCACACAACAGUGACCACAUUCCUGCUGUGGGGAUUUUCCAGUUUCCCAAAACUGCAGAAUCUACUCUUUGCUGUGAUUUUCCUCUUCCAUGUGACCAUCCUACUAGCAAAUGUGUCCAUCAUGGUGGCCAUCAAGCUCAGUCACAGCCUUCACACCCCCAUGUAUAUCUUCCUCUUUGCUCUGUCCCUUUCAGAAACCUGCACCACUAUGGUAAUCAUCCCCCGCAUGUUAGUGGACUUGCUGUCAGAGAGCAAGACCAUCUCUCUCCCUGAAUGCGCCACACAGAUGCUUUUCUUCUUUGGUUUGGCAGCCAACAACUGUUUCAUCAUGGCUGCCAUGUCUUAUGACCGUUACACCGCCAUCCACAACCCACUGCAGUAUCACACCCUCAUGACGCAGAGGAUUUGUUUCCAGCUCAUUAUGGGUGCUUUUGUGAUUGGAUUCCUGUGUUCCCUGGGCAUUACCAUCACCAUAUUCAAUUUGUCUUUCUGUGAUUCCAACAUAAUCCAACAUUUCUUCUGUGACAUUUCACCUGUGGUUUACCUUGCCUGUGAUUUCACUUCUCGUCAUGCAAUGCUUAUUUUUCUGCUCUCUGCAUUUGUCCUUGUGGGAAGUUUUGUUUUAAUUAUGGUUUCCUACGUCUUCAUAGCAUCCCUCGUUGCAGAGAUGCCUUCUGCACAGGGGAGAUAUAAGGCCUUUUCAACUUGUUCCUCCCACCUCACGGUUGUGUCUAUACACUAUGGAUUUGCCUGCUUUGUCUACUUGAGACCAAAGAGCAGCGACUCUUUCCGUGAAGACAUGCUGAUGGCUGUAACAUAUACAGUACUGACACCUCUGCUUAACCCCAUUGUUUAUAGCCUGAGAAACAAGGAAAUGCAGACAGCUCUGAGGAAAGUACUAGACGGUAUAAUUAAAAUUUUGCCUUGGUUAACAAAUAAAAAAACUCUGAACCUGUAA